Messenger RNA from Cladophialophora yegresii CBS 114405, 1404 nucleotides. RefSeq lists its product as uncharacterized. The record is from RefSeq and is a predicted model, not a curated record. NCBI's taxonomy places the organism in Eukaryota, Fungi, Ascomycota, Eurotiomycetes, Chaetothyriales, Herpotrichiellaceae. The coding region runs from base 1 to 1404 and encodes 467 amino acids. The transcript has 2 exons.
AUGGUCCGGACAAGCGUCUUGGCCGGCAUGGCCUUUGUGGCUAGCUCGUCAGCACAGUUCGCACAGCUUGUCUCCGAUCAAUAUGCUUUAUCAGUCAACAUUCCCUCGGAUACAGCCUCGUCAGGGAGCGGCUCGAUCUUUCUCCAAAUCAGCGCGCCAAGCGGGACGGAAUGGGUUGGUUUCGGGCAAGGCUCGCGCAUGGCUGGUUCCAACAUGCUCGUCGUCUAUGCCGCCGACAGCACGAACGUGACCGUCUCUCCUAGAUUAGGUACUGGCCACCAGGAACCUCAAUUCAACUCGGAUGCGUCAAUUUCAGUCCUCGAAGGAAGCGGUAUCACUUCAGAUGGCACUCUCGUUGCCAACAUCCGUUGCGACUCCUGCCUGAGCUGGAAUGGAGGCAGCAUGGAUGCAACCGACAGCUCAAGCAGUUGGAUCGUUGCCCACAAAGGCGGAGAUCCGAUGGACUCGACCGAUCAGAGUGCCGGAAUUUCACAGCAUGACAGCAAUAGUGGUUUCACCCUGGACUUGACUAAAGGUAUUGGUGGCAGCUCUUCCAACCCCUUCGUGGCGGCGGCGGAAUCGCCAUCGCCAUCGCCAUCGCCAUCCGCAUCGGCAACUGAAUCUGGCUCUCCAUCCCAAACAGCCAGUGGGACGCAGGCCCCCGAAACAGAGACAGAGACAGCUACCACCAGCACGGUGGCCACAGCGACUGGCCCAGUAUCCAACCCUAUCGCAAGCUCCGACCCUUCGUCGUCGGAUUCUUCGUCAUCGGAUGCGACUGUGAGCAGGGGCCCCGAUGACAGCGUCCGAAUCGGUCACGCCACUAUCAUGUCUCUCGUCUUCGUCGUGCUGUUCCCCUUGGCGGCAUUGACACUCUAUCUGCCGUACAGCAAUAAAGUUCGAUACAUUCACGCUCCACUACAGGUGGUCACCAUUAUCCUCAUGCUUGCCGGUCUCGGCCUAGGAGUCAGACUCGGAAAUCAAGUCCACAACCUGGAUGGCUACCACAUGGUCAUCGGCUAUCUUCUCGUCGCCUGGAUGGUUGCCUUCCAACCGACUCUGGGUCUACUUCAGCAUCUCCACUUCCGGAAGGUCGGCAACCGCAGCAUCUUUGGUCACUUACACCGCUGGGUUGGUCGUGCCUUGAUCCUUGUGGGCGUCGUCAAUGGCGGCCUGGGCUUCAGGACUGCCGGGAAUAUUGGCACCCCUAAUGUCCCCAGCUCUGCCGUUGCCGUCUACAGCGUGUUCGCCGUGGUCGUAGUCUUGGUCUACAUUGCGGUGCUGGUAUGGCCAAAAGCAUCAACAAAAGGAGAGUUUGCUCAACCUCUGCCGGGCGAAAAGCCCCGACCGCGAACGGACGGCUAUGAGAUGCAUAGUCGCUCGCCUGGAGGCCGCCGCAUUUGA